Molecule: messenger RNA, 498 nt
Organism: Pecten maximus
Lineage: Eukaryota; Metazoa; Mollusca; Bivalvia; Pectinida; Pectinidae
Product: F-actin-capping protein subunit beta
Exons: 4
Coding region: 37-477 (146 amino acids)
Biological process (GO): cell morphogenesis; negative regulation of filopodium assembly; barbed-end actin filament capping
Cellular component (GO): cytoplasm; F-actin capping protein complex
Molecular function (GO): actin filament binding
Source: RefSeq, a predicted model, not a curated record
CAGACAGAUCAACAGCUAGAUUGUGCGUUAGAUUUGAUGAGGCGUUUGCCUCCCCAACAGAUAGAGAAAAACCUUACAGAUCUCAUUGACUUGGUACCAAAUCUAUGUGAAGACCUACUUUCCUCUGUGGACCAGCCUCUGAAGAUUGCCAGAGACAAAACUGUGGGCAAAGACUACCUCUUGUGUGACUAUAACCGAGAUGGAGACUCGUACAGGUCUCCCUGGAGUAACUCUUAUGAUCCUCCACUCGAGGAUGGAACCAUGCCGUCAGACAAACUACGGAAGUUAGAAAUUGAUGCUAAUAACGCAUUCGACCAAUAUAGAGAAAUGUAUUUUGAGGGCGGCGUGUCGUCUGUCUACCUUUGGGACCUUGAUCACGGAUUUGCUGGUGCUAUACUCAUUAAAAAAGCUGGUGAUGGGUCCAGAAACAUAAAAGGCUGCUGGGAUUCCCUUCAUGUUAUAGAGGUCCAGGUAUGAUAUCAGCCGAAUUGUUUAGUA